AUGCCGCAGUGGGGUGGUGGAGCCAAGUGUGCUGCCUGUGAGAAGACGGUCUACCAUGCAGAGGAGAUUCAAUGCAACAGCAGAAGCUUCCACAAAACCUGCUUUCUUUGUAUGACCUGUCGAAAAGCCCUAGACAGCACCACUGUGGCUGCCCAUGAAGCUGAAAUCUACUGCAAGUCCUGCUAUGGCAAGAAGUAUGGCCCCAAGGGCUAUGGCUAUGGUCAAGGGGCAGGAACACUCAGCUCUGAAGCUGGUGAGAGUCAACCCACCCAACAUGGAGAGUUACCUGGACACUAUCCAUCUCCAAACCCCAGCUCCUCCAAAUUUGCCCAGAAGUUUGGUGGUGCUGACAAGUGUCCACGAUGUGGUAAUUCGGUGUACGCUGCUGAGAAGGUGAUUGGCGGAGGGAAGGCCUGGCACAAAACCUGCUUCCGCUGUGCGUUCUGCGGCAAAAGCCUGGAAUCCACCACUGUGACAGACAAAGAUGGAGAAAUCUACUGCAAGGCUUGUUACGCAAGGAACUUUGGACCAAAAGGUAUUGGCCAUGGACAAUCCGGUGGAGCAUUACCCAGCGCAGAUUAA
Molecule: messenger RNA, 582 nt
Organism: Pristis pectinata (smalltooth sawfish)
Lineage: Eukaryota; Metazoa; Chordata; Chondrichthyes; Rhinopristiformes; Pristidae
Gene: csrp3
Product: cysteine and glycine-rich protein 3 (cardiac LIM protein)
Exons: 7
Coding region: 1-582 (193 amino acids)
Biological process (GO): sarcomere organization; cardiac muscle contraction; muscle tissue development
Cellular component (GO): cytoplasm; nucleus; Z disc
Molecular function (GO): structural constituent of muscle; actinin binding
Source: RefSeq, a predicted model, not a curated record